Molecule: messenger RNA, 3771 nt
Organism: Haliotis rufescens (red abalone)
Lineage: Eukaryota; Metazoa; Mollusca; Gastropoda; Lepetellida; Haliotidae
Product: E3 ubiquitin-protein ligase TRAF7-like
Exons: 21
Coding region: 106-2070 (654 amino acids)
Biological process (GO): ribosomal large subunit assembly; Notch signaling pathway
Cellular component (GO): nucleolus
Molecular function (GO): protein binding; zinc ion binding
Source: RefSeq, a predicted model, not a curated record
UAUCGCCAAACCACACGAGACUUCCUAUCGCGGAAGUGCUGUUGAUGAAAGUUCCGAAACUUUGCUGCAUGCCGAUCAACACAAGGGAAAGAUACCUUAAUUCGCAUGGCAACGCCGAACAGAGGAAGGGAACUUAGGUUAGAGUCAACAUCGUCGCAAAAUAGUCAAAGCGUGUAUGUUGAAACAACAUUCGGAGCAGGUAAUGCUGUGUCUCCCAUAACGAAGAUACGUGUCAAUGAUGAUCAUGACAGCGCCUUCGGGUCCGUGGACUACUCCACACCAACCACCUUCUCCCACGCCGACAGCAUCGAGUCCAGUGGGCUUCCAGGAGGACUUCAGGUCCCCAGUCCAGGACAUAAAAGGUCAGGUUCGAAUGUCUCAAACCGAUCACUGAUGUACGAAGAGGAGGAGGAGGAGAUACUGGUCUUUGUUGACCCACCAAACAAGAAGUUAUUUUGUCGCCUCUGUAACCGGGCAUUCAAGGAUCCUGUGAUAGCAUCAUGUGGGCACACAUAUUGUCGGAAAUGUAUCGACGGAAGUGCAGAUGUGAUCUGUCCAGUGGACGGUCAGAAGUUGUCCAUCAUGGUGUCCAACAUUGCGGUGUCGGAGCAGAUCGGGGAGAUGUACAUACAUUGUAAAUAUGGCUGCAAGCUGGGUGAGGACGACCAGACGUACAUUGUGGACCCCACCAGGUGCCCCAUCACCGUCAAGAUCAACACCAGAAGCGAUCAUGAAGCGGACUGUGAUUACAUGCCAGUGGAGUGUCCCAAUGCUGCAGGCUGCCCACCACUGCUGAAGAAGGAUCUAGAUGACCACUUGCGAUCAUGCAACAAUGUCCGCUGUCCCCACCAGAAGUACAGUUGUGAGUUUUUGGGAACUCAGGAAGAGCUUGAAGAGCAUAUGAAAGUUUGCAAGUUCGAUAGCAUGAAGGAGUUCCUACAGAGGACAGACGAGAGGAUGUCCGACCUACAGUUCACACUCAACCAGAAGGAUCAGGAAAUUGAGUUCCUCCGUUCGAUGUUGGGAAAGCUAUCGGAACGUCUCGAGUCGCUGGAGAAAUCUGUUGAUUUAAAGCUGGGUCUGGUGGAGCGGACCCAGAACAAGAUCAUGAAUGACAUGAUAGAAAACAGGAGAGAAUAUGCUGACGUGGCAGACGAGGUGUCACAUCUGCGGAACCGGCUGAACCUUGGUGCUACUGCUGGAGCUUACGACCCUAUUUCCAUGUUCAAAUGUAAAGGCACAUUUGUCGGACAUCAGGGUCCUGUGUGGUGCUUAUGUCCAAUGGGAGACUACUUGUUCAGUGGAUCGUCCGAUAAAACAAUAAAGGUGUGGGACACCAGCACAAGCUACAUAUGUGUCAAGACACUAGAGGGACACACGGGUAUCGUCCUGGCACUGUGUACAUAUGGCAACAAACUCUACAGCGGUUCUCAAGACUGCAACAUCUUUGUGUGGGACACAGAGGAUACCUUCGAAAGCGUCACUGUGAUAAAGGCCCACGACAACCCUGUCUGUACGCUGGUCGCGGCACGCAACAUGCUCUUCAGUGGCUCCCUCAAGGUUGUCAGGGUGUGGGACGCCGGAACGUACGAGCUGAAACAGGAGCUGACCGGUCUGAACCACUGGGUGAGGGCCCUGUCCGCCACGCAGGAUCAACUGUUCAGCGGGUCAUAUCAAACAAUCAAGAUCUGGGACUUGGUCACCCUGGAAUGUGUUCGCAACCUCGACACGUCUGGCGGCAGCGUCUACAGCAUCACCAUCACCAACCACCACAUCCUCGCAGGCACAUACGAGAACUGUAUUCAUGUAUGGGAGCACGGCACAUACAAGCAGGUGACAACGCUGAUGGGUCAUUCCGGCACAGUGUAUGCUCUAGCUCCCCUUCACACAGCUUCAGGAACAAAAGUCUUCAGCGCUUCCUACGACAGAUCUCUCAGGGUAUGGAGUAUGGAGAACAUGAUCUGUACUCAGACACUGGUCAGACACCAGGGCAGUGUGGCCUGUCUAGCCAUCUCCAAGGGAAGGGUGUUCUCUGGGGCUGUAGACAGUCAAGUGAAGGUAUGGCAGUAAUCAGGCAAGUAAUGACGACAGGUGUGCUCAGGUGGGACAUGCACAACAUGCCAAUCAGCUGGCGCGACCACCAUUGUUCAGCAGGACCAAUCUGGAGGUACACCUGGAGAGCCUGACGAGGAGCCUGGGAAGCAACACGUACCCCUGACCGAGGCCAGGAGGAUGCAGUGCUAUUGCUUCUCAUUGUGUGUGAAAGAGAGUGUAUGUCUUGUGGAGUUUAUCUAGUUUUGCAUGUUAUGUUCUGAUAGGUUCAGGUGUGAGGUAGUAGUGCAUGGGGAGUGUGGGGUAUAGCAAUCGCUCCAUUUUGUUAUUACAAGGCCAUCAACAGAUUACUGUUUCUCACCAUGGUGUGGUUUAUUUGAGACAUGCUUUGUGAACUCUUUUUCAGGCUGGUUAUAAUGUUUGUUUUUGUCUGGUGACAAACUUGGAUUUAUUAUUCGUAUCAAUAGUUUUUGGAUUUAAUUAGUUUAAUUAUACCACCAUGGACACCAACAAGAAUUAGUGUCCUGCCCUGAGGGAAAUCAGGAUUGGACUGACUUACUGCUGAUUGAACAAAUCUACACAUUUCACUCACUCACUCACUCUCUCUCUCACACACCCGGCUGCUGUCACUCUCUCUCUCUCACACACCCGGCUGCUGUCACUCUCUGCUGUUUUAUGAAACCUGUUUUCGGCAUCAUCACUAUGUUCUUGCAAUAUUGCUGACGUGACAAAAUCUUUACUCACCCCCUCUCCUGUGUCAAGCUAUCAUUGUACUAUUUUACCAUUGCUGAGAGAGUUUCUGGUUUGCAAGGGGCCCAUUCAACAGAGCAAUCUUAGCCAUCAUGAGUCUUUUGGGAUGGGAGUUACGUUCAUCAUAGCGCUAAGAUAGCUGUAUGGACAGGGCCUUCUUGCUGUAAUAUGAUCUUCAUGAUUAGCCAUACACAUCCCCAUGGUGGGGUUGGUCCCCAGUAACCAAGUUCUGGUCCAAUCUGAUUGUCAUAUUGGGGACUUGUUUGAUUGUGGGGGUGGUCGGGUAGCCUAGUGGGUAGAGUGUUCGCUCGUCAUGCCAAAGCUGGGUUCGAUUCCCGACAUGGGUACAAGGUAUGGUGACACUCCCCCCCCUGUGAUAUUGCUGGAAUAUUGGUAAAAGCGGCGUAAGAUCAAACUUGCUCACUAACUGUUUGAUUGCAUGUCAUCCUACCCCAAUGUCACAGAAUGUGGCUCAUGAUAUCAAUCAGUGGUUGUAUCUGAUCCUGACUGGAUUCUUCACAAGUUCCCAUGACAUAGCUGGAAUAGAGCUGACUGGGGCAUUGAACAAACAAACAUUCAUGUUUUUAAAUGAUGAUAAUCAAAGAGAUAUCUCCCACCUCAGUUUGAAUGGUAAACAAGCUAUAGUUUUAUAGUGGCCUUAUGUCAAAAUGCUUAACGGUUACUAGUUGUGAGAGAAGUGGGAUUGAUGUGCUGGAUAUUAGAACUGUAAGUGGUUGAAUGGUUCGGAUCAACAGGGUAAAGAAACUGGCCACGAAGACACUAAGAAGUAUUGUGUUAUGUAGCCCCAACCAUCGUGUUACUUGUCAUGUGGAAAGCUUUGUUUGAGAAUUUGUUCUACCUCCUUAAGGUACAUAACUGGUGACAAUUUUUGUUGUUGGUUAUUUAUUAAUUUUUAACAACAGGAAUGUGUCCAAAAUUGAUAUUUGCCAUUGGGUGAGCAGUAUAAUG